Molecule: messenger RNA, 513 nt
Organism: Pocillopora meandrina
Lineage: Eukaryota; Metazoa; Cnidaria; Anthozoa; Scleractinia; Pocilloporidae
Source: the annotation of a GenBank genome assembly
AUGUUUGAAAUUUAUGAACAGCUCUUACCAAGAAGACUGUACGCCAUCCACAAAACCCAAGCGAGUCCUACUAGUGAUCCUACCUGCAGGCUAUGCAGUACAGCACCGGAGAGCAUGGCUCAUGUAGUCUCUGCUUGUACUACUUUGGCCCAAACAAAGUACCUGGCAAGGCACGACGCAGUUCUGAAGGUCCUGUUCUUUGACAUCAUAGAAGACCUGGGACUUAUUGAAGCGUCGCCACCAUGGUAUUCACCAACUAAGCCACAGCCGGUAUAUGAGGAAGCACACGCACAGGCAUACUGGGACGUCCCAGGCUAUGGAGAGUACCAAGAUCUUAGGGCCAACAGAAUUGAUGCGAGUAAACCACCAGGAGAAGAAGGUUAUAGGGAUGGAGAUGAGCUGCCCCUGGGUGAGCAAUCGUCAAAAGAAAACAUCAGAAAAGACGAUGAAAUACGCCCCACUCAGAUGGGAGCUGAAGCAGAAGUACCCUGGGUACGAGAUUUCACAGUAUAA